This is a messenger RNA of Seriola aureovittata, 1807 nucleotides long. Its product is annotated as serine/threonine-protein phosphatase 6 catalytic subunit-like. The record is from RefSeq and is a predicted model, not a curated record. Gene Ontology annotation, molecular function: protein serine/threonine phosphatase activity. Gene Ontology annotation, biological process: peptidyl-serine dephosphorylation; G1/S transition of mitotic cell cycle. Gene Ontology annotation, cellular component: cytoplasm. The transcript is spliced from 7 exons. NCBI's taxonomy places the organism in Eukaryota, Metazoa, Chordata, Actinopteri, Carangiformes, Carangidae. The coding region runs from base 89 to 1006 and encodes 305 amino acids.
CAACGAAGGAGCGGUGAGGAGGAAGAAGAAAGGGAAGUUGCUAGCUGGCUAACAGUUUUACCAAUCCUCCGGUUUUAGCAUUUCGAUAAUGGCGCCUUUAGACCUUGAUAAGUACGUUGAAAUAGCAAGACACUGCAAAUACCUACCGGAAAAUGAUCUAAAGAGAUUAUGUGAUUAUGUUUGUGAUUUGCUGCUGGAAGAAUCAAAUGUUCAGCCAGUCUCGACUCCAGUUACUGUUUGUGGAGAUAUUCAUGGUCAGUUUUAUGAUCUUUGCGAGCUCUUCAGAACUGGAGGACAAGUUCCAGACACAAAUUACAUUUUCAUGGGAGAUUUUGUAGAUAGAGGAUAUUAUAGCCUGGAGACAUUUACACACCUGCUGGCUUUAAAAGCAAAGUGGCCGGAUCGUAUCACACUUCUACGUGGAAACCAUGAGAGUAGACAAAUAACCCAAGUGUACGGCUUUUAUGAUGAGUGCCAAACAAAAUAUGGAAAUGCAAAUGCCUGGAGGUAUUGCACAAAAGUGUUUGAUAUGCUGACUGUGGCAGCUUUGAUAGAUGAGCAGGUCCUGUGUGUUCAUGGUGGUCUUUCACCUGACAUCAAGACUUUGGACCAGAUCCGCACCAUUGAACGCAACCAGGAGAUUCCCCACAAGGGGGCCUUCUGUGAUCUUGUGUGGUCGGACCCAGAGGAUGUGGACACCUGGGCCAUCAGUCCACGAGGCGCCGGCUGGCUGUUUGGCUCCAAAGUCACUAAUGAGUUUGUUCACAUCAACAACCUGAAGCUCAUCUGCCGCGCACAUCAGCUGGUCCACGAAGGCUACAAGUUCAUGUUCGAUGAGAAGCUGGUGACCGUGUGGUCGGCGCCCAACUACUGCUACCGCUGCGGGAACAUCGCGUCCAUCAUGGUCUUCAAGGACGUGAACAGACGAGAGCCCAAGCUGUUCCGUGCCGUGCCCGACUCCGAGCGCGUUAUACCUCCCCGAACGACCACACCCUACUUCCUCUAAUGAGUCCCCUCCAUUCUCUCUCUCCUCUCCACCUGAGAGAGCUCAACUCUCAGACGUACUUAUAUGCAACAGAUUUUAAGAAACAUCCUGUUCAGGUGUCCAGCAUCAGGCUACAGUCUGUCCCACGCCCACUUUGUUCUGUCAGAGGAAAAACUCCUCCUCCACCCCAACGACAAAAUUCUACUUUUACAUUUCUUGAUAUUUUAGAUUUACAUAUUUUAGAUUUACAUGAUAAGAAAAUGUUUUGAUGUUGUGUAUCCCACUGAAGCAAAUAAAACAUUUAAAUUAAGUGGUGCCAAUAAUACAUGUUGAAAUAAAUAUAUUUCUUAAAAUAUGACUAUAGCAGCUUGAUCUCAUGCUUGUCUUCUCCUCUUUGUGAUCAGUUCUUGAAUUAGGACGUAGACUGUUGUUGUUAAGUCGUCCUCAGACGCACACUAUAUAAACAGCCACUGAGCCCAUCCCACAGCAUCCCGCCUUAAAUGCUGGUUUCAUUUUUUAAAUGUAAUUGUCUUUUUAAUUUAUUGUUUUUAAAGGGUCCUGUCUUAUUGCAGAUGCUGUGUAAAUUUUAUGGCAAACAUCCACAAGUGUCUGUCUCAACAUCAUCUCGUCACUGUGUCUGUAGUCUGAUGAAUUGUUGAUGUGGCUUUUAUAGAAACCAUCAUUUAAAAUUGGAAAUAAACUUUACAGUGCAGGUGCAUUUUCUUGAAGAGCUCAGCUCCGUAGUUGCAUUUGUAGCAGAGAACUUCUCUUUGAUGUUCCUCAUUUUUGUAAUUUGAAUAAAACAUUAUUCAUUAAAUCUUG